Messenger RNA from Ipomoea nil (Japanese morning glory), 1956 nucleotides. Its product is annotated as pentatricopeptide repeat-containing protein At2g27800, mitochondrial-like. The transcript has 3 exons. Gene Ontology annotation, molecular function: protein binding. The record is from RefSeq and is a predicted model, not a curated record. Lineage: Eukaryota; Viridiplantae; Streptophyta; Magnoliopsida; Solanales; Convolvulaceae. Bases 318 to 1628 code for a protein of 436 amino acids.
CAGUCCUCCCUGUAUUAUGUAUUCUCCGAUCUUCUACGCAGCUCUUCAGUAUCCACGGCUUCAACCUUCUACCGCAUAACCCACAUUCAAAUUUCAGCAACCAUUCAAGCAAACUUCAAGGAGAAAGCCGCCGGACCACUCCGUCUUCGCGGAAUCCCAGCCACACCGCCGCUGGAUCGCGGCGGCCUUCGCCGUGUAUUUGUCUCAGUCAGCAGCUCCCUCGACCGCUGUCCACUCCGACUAGUCGUAAAUCCUACGACAGCAGCUUGCAGCUCCUCAGGCAUUGCCUCCAGCUGUUAUGCUCCAGUAAAGUAACCAUGUAUCGGGGUAUGGUAAUAGCAAAUCAUCCAAAUGUAUGUGUUUCCUUGAUCUCCAAAUGUGAGAAGUUAUUUAUAAAUGCCCAUUCCCAUUACUCAAGUACAUGCCAUUUUCAGCGGCAAUUACACAAUUCGUCAAAAUCUGUAACGCUUUUGGCGAAAGAAUGUUUUAAUGCAUCUAUGAUAAACUUUAUUCCAGUUUCUUUCUAUUCUUCUGAUGCAAUCCGACGCCUGAGGGCCCCCCCAACAAGGUCUCUGAGAAGGAGGAUGCGCAAAAGAGCUUUGGCUGCUGCCAAACCUGUUCUUGAUGAAUCCCGGGUUCAAAGGGCAAUAUCUCAACUUCCACCUAGAUUUACCCCUGAGGAGCUGUUCAAUGUCAUGAAUGUAGAAGAAGAUCCUUUGGUGUGUUUAGAAUUGUUCAACUGGGCAUCAACUCAACAUAGGUUCAGGCAUGAUGCCUCAACGUUCCACAUAACCAUACAGAGGCUUGGUGCAGUGAAAAUGUAUCAGGAGAUGGAUGUUGUUGUCAAUCAAGUGCUUGCUGUUCCCUCUAUUGGUUCUGAGGCACUUUACAAUACUAUGAUAUACUACUUCACAGAAGCUAGGAAGUUGACUAGAGCUGUAAAUAUAUUUAAGCAUAUGCAGAACAGUAAGAAAUUGGAUUGCAGGCCGUCAAUAAGAACUUACAAUAUUCUUUUUGCUGCACUUUUGAGUAACGGAAAGAAUUCUUAUAUAAGUCACCUGUAUAUGGAGACCACUCGUAGCCUAUUUAAACAGAUGAUUAAUGAUGGGGUUGAACCAGAUAUCUUUUCCUUGAAUUCUAUGAUAAAAGGAUAUGUUCUUUCACUUCAUGUGAAUGAUGCUCUGAGGAUAUUUCACCAGAUGGGUGUUGUCUAUAAGUGCCAUCCAAACUCUUUUUCCUAUGAUUAUCUGAUCCAUGGAUUGUGUGCACAAGGUAGAACAAAGAAUGCGACAGAACUCUGUGAUGAAAUGAAAAGGAAAGGAUUCAUUCCCAGUAGCAAAUCUUACAACUCACUGGUGAACGCUUUAGCUUUGGGUGGAGAGGUAGAAAAUGCAGUAAAAUUAUUGCGGGAGAUGAAUGACAAUCAACGAUCAGUUGACUUCAUUACGUACAAGACAGUGGCUGAUGAAAUAUGCCGGCAACAGAGUGUACAUAAUGCUAUGAGUUUUUUGAAGGAGUUGCAUGACAAGGAUCUUAUCGAUGGCCAUACUUAUAAGAAGCUUUCAUAUGAACUUGAAGACAAUUAUCCCAAUUCCCAAGAUAAGCGUGGGCGUGGCAAAUUGUUAUAGAUAACUGAUGAUUUUGUUGAUAAUCCUCUGGUAGCAGUGGUAAUGAUUCCGUUCUUCAGCCAAUUAUGCCAACUAAGCCACUAGGUUCAUCCGUAGACUCAUUAGAAAAUCACUUACACAUCUCAAAUGGUGUUUGAACUGAAGAUUGGAUUUCAUUAGGCUUGGUGGGUUGCGGUUCAAAGUGGUCCUGCAACUCGUAAUGGGUGGAAAACAGGCUAUCGUUUGCAAUCUAAUGAUGGUGGCUUGGAUUCAUUGGCUAGCCUGGUAUGUCUCUUCAUUGCCUUUGUUGUGUUUGAGUUCUCAUACCCGUUUAGAUAUGCAUUUUAUG